AUGGAGACGCCUCCUUCUUCUGAAAAGGACUUUUUCGAUGUCUUCCAUCACAUAUCAGGCGAGAUCGACGCCAUAAAAGCGGGCGAGCAGCGAGAUCCCCAGUCUGAAAAGCAACGUGUUCAUGAACUUAUUUGCUUCGUCGAGGAUCAUGCCGACGAGAUUAACGAAGACGGCACGAUUCUUCACCAGUUUCUGCGCGAUGCCAGAAGAGCAGAUAAUUGCCCUCCGGAGGUCCUGAACACCGUCCUCGGAAAGUUACCAGAAGCAAUUUUGAUGAACUUUAGUGGAGCCGUUCCUCUGCUAGAGUUCAUCAGGAGACGCUCGAAAAAGAUGGUUCGUGUCGUCAUCGAAUUCAUGGCACAAGAUAUGAAGAAGCGCAACUUAGCUUCUUUAGCGACACUGACCUUCGGUUUCGCUGAAACCUGGUUCGAAGAGAACGAGCAGAAUCCCGACACCAUAGAAGCUGGUCGAGAAAUUAUUCAAGCUGCUUUUAACUUCAAUGACAAACCCAACGAGUUGCUCCCGGUCAACAUAGACCUUCUAGAGAUUCUAGUCAACCUUGCGGCUCCAGAGAUGCUUUUCAAAAGCAAUAACGAAUUGAGUCCGCUGGAGCAAGUUCUGCGUUUCGAUUUGUGUCUCAGUGACCCUGACCGUCAACUAGCAUUGGUGAGGCUAAUUCUCGACAAAUGCCCCAAUAGCAUCCACGAUUUGGUGACCAAAGAGGUCAGACUUCAGCCGUGGAAAGCGAACAACUCUCUUCGUCAACCCGAGUACAGCGUUUACAGGUGGCAUAUUGCCACCAGGGAAUCUUGGCAUAAUCAGCAUCUUCGGCAAAUGAAUGCAUCUACGUCGACACAAGUGGGCCCACCUGAUCGACUAGCUACCUCUGAGAUCGCGAGAGAAAGAGGGCUUGGGGGAACACAGCCUAAGCCCGGAAUGAUGUUGAAGGGUCUUAUGACUGCUUCUUACACGCGGAUACCUUCUUCGAGUCCGAGUUUCGAUGCUGAUAGACCGGCGAAACCAAGCAUAUUGAAACCUAGCCACCUGCCCACGAUUAUGGAUCAGCCAUCUGUUUCAGAGGGUCGGGGAAAAGAAGGUCAGGUUUCGCGUCGUCCGCUAUUGCGCAACGGAGGUCUGACAAAUGGGAGAAAACCGAAAGAGAUACGCUUCACUAAACAAGAUGUUGAGGCUGCAGACAAAGCCAGCGAUGAAAUUUGUAAGGAGCUCGGAGUUCGCUUUCUACGGUCGACUGUUUUCCACAACGAUGAGACGAGGAACGCAUUCCGGGAGAUUGACACCGAAAUCCAGCGAUUUUUCGGAAAUAACGAACAGCAUUACUAUUUCGCAAUGGAUACGGCUAAGGAAUACCGUGAUAUGACAGAGAACCAAGUGAGGAAUUAUUUUGGCAAACGGGAUCACUACCACACUCUUCGUCAUGUCUUUCUUCAGCCGGCUACGAUCCUCCUUGAGAAUGAUCAGAACACCCCUAACGGUUCAUCCCGCUAUACAGAUCAUCUUCAAUUCUUUAAUUGGUUCAGGGAGUGGGGUGUUCGCAAGAUCUUCAAGGUUGUUGUCUUUGACGGCGACCACCCUCACCGAGACGAGGAGGUUGAAAAGGCUCUAGCAGGCUUUGUGCGCGGAAAAAAGAAGUAUCCCUCUUUUGAUGUCGAGAUUCUCGACUGGCACAAGGAAGAUCUCUGCCCCGAGGUGAUACAGACAGCAACGCCGCAGGUUCGCGAACUGCAUCUGCAUUGGAGUGGUCGGAACUCUGUCCUGCGUGGGUGGAGCGAGCCUGAGGGACUACCUGCUCUUGAAUAUUUGCAGAAGGUGUAUAUCUACUACACGGUACCAUCGAUCGAGGAAAGUCGCAUACGAAAGAACAUCGAAAGCUUCACAAGGCGCAUGAAGCAGCCAAGGCGACGGCCAGUGAAGAUGGGACAGGCGAAUCAGAACUCAACUAGUACUAAGGCGCCAGUACAAAUGCAGUCGUCCAGGCAAUCAAUGUUGGUCCAAGCACAUGAGCAUUUCGACGACUACAAGAGUCUACCGACCAUUCAAAUUGUAGACGUGGGCAGAGUCACGCCGACAGGCGCAGCUGGGCCCGAUCGUGCUGCGGGUUCUGCCUCAGAAUCUGUAGAACAGCCGUGGUUCAAGUACGUUGAAGAGUUUGUUUCGAUUAUCCCCACACCGGAGGAGCUGCCAGACUAUGACUUCAAGAACCCGCACCUGCGUCGAGUAAGGGUUGCACUGAUUGACGACGGGGUUGAUCUCUUUAGCAAGAGCAUGCGUUGUCUAGAGUCGCGCUUCUUGGAAGGUCGAAGCUUCGACCAAACGCCUGAUGGGCCCAACCCGGUUUAUUCAUCUGUCAGUGGCCACGGAACAUUCAUGGCAAAAACAAUUCUUCGCAUCUGCCCCUUCGCAGACAUAAUACCUUAUCGUUUGAAAACCGUCCGAGACGCAUCCAGCAAUCGGCGAGUACCUGAUGCAAGCAGUGCAGCUAAGGCUAUCAAAGCUGCCAUAGAGCAAGACGUCGACAUCAUUAGUAUGUCUUGGACUAUCCGCAACGACAAUAACAAGAUUUCAGAGGCCACGCUCAUGGAGCUACGAAAUGUCGUGAGCGCAUGUGAGGGCACCGGCAGUGAAUGCCGUCGGAUUCCCAUCAUGUUCUGCGCAGCGAGCGACGAUGGAAUCCAAGGACGCAGUCAGCACGGUAAUAGAGGAGAGUUUCCGCGGGAGAUCAACAACGCCAAAGUGUUUUGUAUUGGUGCUGCUGAUCCUCACGGACAGGUCUGGCCAGAAGUUACGGACCAGAAUGGGCUGAACUACCUAUUCCCAGGCGUGGAUAUCAAGGAUGUUUUUGAAGGUGACAGCCAUGAUUCCGAUACCAUAUCAGAGGCUUUGGGGUCACAAAUCAGUGAUCUUGUCACUAGGAAUGGACGUACAGGCUCGUCAGUUGCCACGGCUCUUGCAGCUGGCCUCGCAGCGCUUCUUAUUCACUGCACCAAGUUGGGACACUACUAUACCAAUGCAUGGAAAGGACCCGAUACUCGCCGCAAGGAGACCAUCACGCAGCAAUUUGUCGACCAGAUCGCAACUUACGAGGGCAUGCAAAAUGCUCUAGAUAAUCUGAGUUCUGGUAGUCGAAGUGGGACGAAGUAUGCGAACCCAAGCAAGGAUUUUGCGUGUGCGAUUCAGGAUCUGAGGCAAUAUGAUGUACAAGGUGGAGCAGCGAACAACUUGCCUCAGUCUCUAAAACCUAUCGCAACUCUGUGCCGAAACUUAUGCAGGAUAUGA
This is a messenger RNA of Colletotrichum costaricense, 3294 nucleotides long. RefSeq lists its product as uncharacterized. The record is from RefSeq and is a predicted model, not a curated record. Gene Ontology annotation, molecular function: serine-type endopeptidase activity. Lineage: Eukaryota; Fungi; Ascomycota; Sordariomycetes; Glomerellales; Glomerellaceae. The transcript has 3 exons. Bases 1 to 3294 code for a protein of 1097 amino acids. Gene Ontology annotation, biological process: proteolysis.